AUGGCGGAAAGUCUCCAAUUGGGCCCGCUGUUCGAAGCCCUCCAGGUCUACGAUCCACACGAUGAAGAGGUUACUUUGGACGGCAUCAUAUGGCACCUGCAAUGCAUUGAGAUGCUGGAUCGGGCAGAGGAGCUUCUCGGCGCGCAGCGACUCCUCAUCUUCGCUGUACUGGGCUGGCGCUCGAUGCUCUUCCUAGCUGCUUUCAACGUCUGCUCCCUGGGUCACCUAUCCAUCCGCCAGGACUCAUGCCAGCCGCAGUCUGGGCAUGUUUUCGACGAGUACAUACAGCCAGCCGGCUACGUCUCUUCUCUCCCUCUGGCAAUUCUUCUAAAAGCAUACGGAAAUCUCAUCCCCUCCGGCUCAUCAUCUUCGACACAGGUCGCCUCGGAGAAAAGCAAGGCCUCGUCUUCCUGGCUACCCCUAUACCCCAAAGAAACAAACGCCUACCUCCUCCAGACCCUUCUCCGCGUCCGUAUCCGCUGGGUCGACACCUUAGCCCUCCACCUCGACUACGACAAGUCCAGCAAAACGCUGUCGAUAUUCGCCUACCCCUCCUUCUGCCUAUCCACGCUCCACGCAGGCGGACUGCUCUACUCUUUCGCAAGCAUCGACCACGGCGACGCCAACCCAGACGAUAUCUCCCAAUUACUGCGGGAGGUCCUGCUCUCCUACCGACUUCUCUUCGGCCAGUCCGGCCCAUCUCGGAAACUCUUCCGUCGCCACCUUACUCCCUCCGACAUCCCGCCCUGCGAAAUGGACCCUCUCCUCCCUCUCCUUUGCACCAACGCCCAACUCCCAUAUUUCUCUCCCGAUAUGCCACCCGAUCGACCCAUCUACUUCGCGGCCAGAGACUUCCCAGUAUACAGCGAGAGAAUCGAGCUGAUACGCAAGGAGCUAAGAGACGCGCGGCCAAAGUCGCUCGCUGACCAGGUCCGCGACAAGCGAGACACGCUGCAGUAUUGGACUUUUUGGCUGGUCGCUAUCUUCGGGGGCUUGGGGCUGGUGUUGAGUCUUGUGCAGGUUAUUCAGCAGGGUAUACAGCUGAGUAUGGGAUGA
Molecule: messenger RNA, 1056 nt
Organism: Aspergillus steynii IBT 23096
Lineage: Eukaryota; Fungi; Ascomycota; Eurotiomycetes; Eurotiales; Aspergillaceae
Exons: 1
Coding region: 1-1056 (351 amino acids)
Source: RefSeq, a predicted model, not a curated record